AUGGCCUUUGGUUACGUGAUCUACGUAGCCCGGAACCCAAAGGAUACGGCUGUUUCCUACUACCAUUUCUGUCAUUACACUCCACAUUUGCCGAGCUAUGAUUCUUGGGAUAUGUUCUUUGAAGAGUUCUUAGCUAACAGGGCUCCUCAAGGAUCUUGGUUUGAAACGUACGUGUUGCCAUGGUGGAGAAGAAGAAAUCAUCCAAACGUUCUCUUUCUCAAGUACGAAGAUAUGAAGAAAGACUUACCAGGAGCCGUACAACAGAUAGCUGAAUUCAUGGGAAAGUCCCUUUCAGAUGACGUCAUCGAGAAAAUCGCGGAAGCUUCGACGUUUGAGGCAAUGAAGAAGAACCCUUUAUCAAAUCCCGACACUCUGCUGCAGAAGGGCAACAAGGAGUCCGGACUCGGACAAUCGAGUACAUCCUCAUUCAUGAGAAAAGGUGUGGUUGGAGACUGGAAGAAUUAUUUCACUGACGAACAGAAGAAGCGAUUUGACAAGCUGUACGAUAAGGAAAUGGCUGGCUCUGGACUUGAAUUCGAGUUUUAGGAGUUGCUGAUAAGCCGCCUU
Molecule: messenger RNA, 567 nt
Organism: Strongylocentrotus purpuratus (purple sea urchin)
Lineage: Eukaryota; Metazoa; Echinodermata; Echinoidea; Camarodonta; Strongylocentrotidae
Product: sulfotransferase 1C2A-like
Biological process (GO): sulfation
Cellular component (GO): cytoplasm
Molecular function (GO): sulfotransferase activity
Source: RefSeq, a predicted model, not a curated record